UCAUCGAGCUAGCCAGUAGUAGCUGGAUGAUUUGUUAUUUAAAAAACUACUCGAAAUGGGCGACGAAGAGGUACCCGCUUUGGUGGUGGACAAUGGAUCCGGCACACUGAAGGCUGGCUUUGCCGGCGACGAUGCACCGCGUGCCCUCUUCCCGUCGAUGGUGGGUCGACCACGGCAUCACGGCGUAAUGGUGGGUUUGGACCAGAAGGACGUAUAUGUGGGCGAUGAGGCGCAGUUUAAGAGGGGCAUACUCACUCUAAGCUAUCCCAUCGAUCACGGCAUCGUGGCGGAUUGGGAUGACAUGGAGAAGAUCUGGCAUCACACCUUCUACAACGAGCUGCGCGUGGCACCCGAGGAUCAUCCGGUGCUACUGACCGAGGCCCCGCUCAAUCCGAAGGCCAAUCGCGAGCGGAUGACCCAGAUCAUGUUCGAGACCUUCAAUACGCCGUCCAUGUACAUGGCCAUCCAGGCCGUGCUCUCGCUGUAUGCCUCCGGACUGACCACCGGCAUCGUUCUGGACUCUGGGGAUGGUGUUACCCACACGGUGCCCGUUUACGAGGGCUACGCCCUACCCCAUGCCAUCCUGCGCCUAGCUCUGGCUGGUCGCGAUCUAACCGCAUAUCUAAUGAAGAUCCUGGCCGAGGGUGGCUAUUCCUCGACCACCACCUCUGAACGGGAAGUUGUGCGCGAAAUCAAGGAGGAUCUGUGCUUUGUUGCACUCGAUUUUGAGCAGGAGUUGUCCACUGCCACCUCUGGGAUAGCUUUGGAGAAGACAUUUGAGCUGCCAGACCAGAAGGUGAUAACCGUUGGCAGCGAGCGUUUCCGGUGUCCCGAGUGCCUGUUCCAGCCCUCGCUCCUGGGCAUGAAUGCGUGUGGCAUUCACCAAAUCACCCACAAUUCGAUUAUGAAGUGUGAUGUGGAUAUCCGGAAGGAUCUGUAUGCUAAUAUCGUGCUAUCCGGAGGCAGCACCAUGUUCCCGGGCAUCGUUAAUCGCAUGCAAAAGGAGCUUGGCGACCUGGCCCCCUCCGCCGUGAAGAUGAAGGUGAUUGCACCGCCGGAGCGCAAGUAUUCGGUGUGGAUUGGUGGCUCCAUUCUGGGCUCGAUGAGCACAUUCCGUCAGAUGUGGAUCACGAAGGAGGAGUAUGAUGAGUCUGGCCCCGCCAUCGUUCACCGCAAGUGCUCUUAAAGGGAGAUCUAGACUCCCUACUCCUUCUCCAUGGCAGCGCAGUACUGGGCUUUUCGGUUAAAUUAAUUACUUUUACACAAUCAUUGUCUGCGCUGUCUUGCUUAUAUUCAACAUUAAAAAUGUC
Drosophila serrata is the source of this 1310-nucleotide messenger RNA. Its product is annotated as actin, acrosomal process isoform-like. The record is from RefSeq and is a predicted model, not a curated record. Lineage: Eukaryota; Metazoa; Arthropoda; Insecta; Diptera; Drosophilidae.